Sorghum bicolor (sorghum) is the source of this 1152-nucleotide messenger RNA. RefSeq names its product 40S ribosomal protein S4. The transcript has 5 exons. NCBI's taxonomy places the organism in Eukaryota, Viridiplantae, Streptophyta, Magnoliopsida, Poales, Poaceae. Gene Ontology annotation, molecular function: structural constituent of ribosome; RNA binding. Bases 122 to 916 code for a protein of 264 amino acids. Gene Ontology annotation, biological process: translation. The record is from RefSeq and is a predicted model, not a curated record. Gene Ontology annotation, cellular component: ribosome; cytosolic small ribosomal subunit.
CCAACCUUAGUCCUCGCUCUCGUUAUCCCGGCGGCGGCGGCGGACUGGAAGGCGCAGGAGGAGGAGGAGGAGCAGCAGCAGGCGGCGCCGAGGAGCGGCUUCCCACCCCGAGCUUGUAACCAUGGCUAGGGGAUUGAAGAAGCAUCUCAAGAGGCUCAAUGCGCCCAAGCAUUGGAUGCUGGACAAGCUUGGCGGAGCUUUUGCCCCCAAGCCAUCUUCUGGUCCUCAUAAGUCCAGAGAGUGCCUGCCUCUGAUCCUCAUCAUCAGGAACAGGCUCAAGUAUGCUCUGACAUACCGUGAGGUCAUUUCUAUCCUGAUGCAACGCCAUGUACUUGUGGAUGGCAAGGUCAGGACUGACAAGACCUACCCUGCUGGGUUCAUGGAUGUCAUUUCCAUCCCCAAGACCAACGAGAACUACAGGCUGCUGUAUGACACCAAGGGCCGCUUCCGUCUUCACCCAAUCAGGGAUGAGGAUGCUAAGUUCAAGCUCUGCAAGGUUAGGUCUGUUCAGUUUGGCCAGAAGGGCAUCCCGUACCUGAACACCUAUGAUGGCCGCACCAUCCGCUACCCUGACCCGCUCAUCAAGGCCAAUGACACCAUCAAGAUUGAUUUGGAGACCAACAAGAUUGUGGACUUCAUCAAGUUUGAUGUUGGCAAUGUUGUCAUGGUGACUGGUGGUAGGAACACUGGGCGUGUUGGUGUUAUCAAGAACAGGGAGAAGCAUAAGGGCAGCUUUGAGACCAUCCACGUCGAGGACUCUCUGGGCCACCAGUUUGCCACCCGUAUGGGUAAUGUGUUCACUAUUGGCAAGGGCAACAAGCCGUGGGUGAGCCUGCCCAAGGGCAAGGGUAUCAAGCUAAGCAUCAUCGAGGAACAAAGGAAGCGGGAUGCCGCUGCCCAGGCUGCUGCCGCAUAAAUCCUCAGAAUGUGCUUGGAGUUUUGCUUAUGUCUAGUUUGUCUGCAAGGAUAUAGAACUCUCUGUUGCCAGACUAUAUCAUGUUUAAGUUUUUGCCUGAUGGUUGUUGAUUCGUGAACGAUGUUUGCAGCUAGCUCUAAUGCUGUAACGCGACUAUCUAUCUUAUUGAACUGUUGUCGACUACAAGCCUACUUGUUUUGGUUCCCUGUUUGAUUGAGCCAUGGUGGUUAUUGUUA